AUGGCAGUCUUCGCCCGCAUGGGGUUCAAGGACACCGUCAACAUCAGCAUGGCAUGCAUUAAGUUCUGGGAUCUGGUCAGGGUGCUGACCGGCGCCGUCCACCGCCUCUAUGGCCCCAUUUCUUGUUUCUCGCCCGCCAUGGGCAAGUCGUGGCAGAACAUCACGAUAAGCACCGUUGUCAAAGUGCAGCUAGUGGCCGGCAGUGUGUCUUACAUGAUGGGGACCUAUGUCUCCAUCGAGCGCUCGCUGUGUGUCAGCAUUCCUUUCACGGUGAGGUCAGUCCUUACUCCAAGCAGAACAUUAAUGAUCUGCAUUCUUCUAUCUACUGUUGUAUUUGGAUCACUCAUCCCUGUCAUUCUUCUUUACGAAUAUAGCUGGGUAUUCAGCCACGAGUUCAACGCUACAAUUGCUGUGUACGGCUACUCUCAAAUCUACUACAAAUAUCUGGGUCCCCUCUACAUGGAAGUCAACUCCUCUAUGGGAUUUUUGUUUCCUGUGGUGUCUUUAACAGUGAUGAUCCUCAGUACCUUUAUCAUAUCAUACCACCUUAGGAAAUCUUCAGAAAAGAGACAAGGAUUUCUGUCAGCAAAACAUGUGGUAAAAGUGGACCCCAGGCACGCCGGGAUGAGCAGGAGAGAGCGGAAGGUGAUGAAGAUGUUGCUGGUGGUCAUUCUUAUGUACAUCACCAACCUGCUGCCGCGGGUCAUACACUACCUGGCCAUGCUCUGUGAGAAAGAAAUCUACACCUUCCGUUACUACAACAACAUUUUCUGGGUCAGCCUUCUGCUUGACUUCAUAAAUUCUUCCUUCCAUCUUUUCAUAUUCUACUUUAUGAGUUCAAAGUUCAAGUCAACGCUGUUAAAUAUGUUGCCGAAUCGUGACUCCGAAACAUUGAAGGAAACGAAAAACAAUGAGCAGGGAAGUAAGGCUUGUUUGAAAGGCUGUUAG
This is a messenger RNA of Physella acuta, 948 nucleotides long. RefSeq lists its product as uncharacterized. The record is from RefSeq and is a predicted model, not a curated record. Gene Ontology annotation, molecular function: G protein-coupled receptor activity. Lineage: Eukaryota; Metazoa; Mollusca; Gastropoda; Physidae. Gene Ontology annotation, biological process: G protein-coupled receptor signaling pathway. Gene Ontology annotation, cellular component: plasma membrane.